CACCACCGCUCACGCACCACCACCAGCCCCCUCCUUUCUCUUCACCUCCUAGAAUCACCGCGAGCGACUCGGUCGGAGUUAAUCCAUCGCACUUUGCGCCGCUCUCGGAGAUCCGCGCACCACGCGUUGCGGCGCUGUUAAAGGUCAAGGGCAGUGUGGGCUGGCCGACCGACCCGGUCGCCCGCGAGAGCUGUCGAGCGCCUCUCUCUCUCCGAUAGUUCCUCUUCCUCUCCCCUUCCUCUCCUCUUCCUCCCGUCUCUCUCUUCUUCGUGUUCCGCGCGGAGGUUUUUGUUGUUUCUCCCUCCGUUGGCGGGUCCAAGUUUGUUUCUUUUUCUGCCGUCGAAGACGCAGCCGCCGCGCAACGCAGGGCAGGGAACUUCGCGAGCAAAGGAGGCCUUGGCGAGCACUACCGGCGAGGUCCUUUCCCCGGCAUCGUCACUAAUUAACGAGCCAGCGAACCGAACCGCGACGUUGCAGCGAUGGCGUGCGCCGUGGCAGAGCCGGACCCAGCGUGGGGACUUCCCGGCAGUGGCUGGCGACGCGCGGCAUGAAGCCCACGUUCGCUGACGCCAUGGAGCGCGAGCUGGGCAUCAGCGACUACGAGGAGCUGCUGGCGUGCGCCGAGGACGCGCAGGUGACGGCCGAGCUGCUGGGCGCCGCCCGCGACCGCCUGCCCUUCGCCUUCUACGCCGUGCUGCGCCGCCUCGUGCGCGCGCUGACGCCGCGGCAGCGACAGCGGUGGUGGUGGCGCCAGCGCCGACGAAGCCGCAGCCGGGAGCCGCUGUCCGGCAACGGCCAAGACGACGGGAAGGAGGAGCGAGCCAGGGAUGAUGAAAGCGGCGGCGGCGUUGAGGAGGAUGAUGAGGAGCCGGGAGGGUGCGCCUCCCGUUGUGAAGGAGUCCUGGCGAGUCGCGCUGUCCUCGACGCCAUCGUGGCCACGCUGAGCUCCCUGAGCUGCGAGCUGCUGCAGUCGGCGCAGAGAUUCCGCUGCCUGGAGCCAGCGCUGCCGACUGAGGUGGUGACACAAACGCCACGGAUGUGUGCCAGCGAUGGGAGGACAGGCGGUUAUUGCAUCAGGCCUUCCCAAAGUACUCCCAUCUCAAGAGAAGCUGAGGUCUCCCAGGCUGUGGAGGAGGCGUCCCCUGGCUUCCGUGAAGAUUGCUUCGAUGUCACCCGCAUUAAAAAAGACCCAUAUGAAGAAGCGAAUCUCGUGCCAGACGCUGGCACCCUCGUGAGUGACUGUCUGGGCCAGCGGUUCACUGCGGUCCUGGCCGCCCCUCGGCUGAAGGAGGAGGUGGAGGAGGUGACGGCAUUUGAAGACUCUGAGUCUCCUCCGGAGGCCGGGGAGUGGGAAGACGACACGUGGCCGACACAACCGCAAGGCAAUGCCGAAUGGAGCCACAACCAAGAGGACACGGCACCCAUCCUUCCCCAGCCCCCCACCGACGCCUACAUCUACCCCGACUACGCCGCCAAACCCUCACCGCCGGGGCGCCGGUGCAUACCCACCGGCCGUCCGUACAACCAGCGACAGACGUUGCCAGCGCCAGCGCCGCCACCACCACCACCAGCAGCGGCCUCUCACAUCACCGCCGCAGCCACUGUCGGCCUCGGUGGCGGCCCCUUCACGUGCGCCACCUGUGGCCUCGGCUUUGGGACAAAACGCUGCGUGCAGGCACACGCGCGCACGCACACACACACGGGCGGGCGCGCGUUCAGCUGCGAGGUGUGUGGCAAGGCCUUCACGCUGCGCUGCAACCUGUACCGGCACAAGCAGAUGCACGCGGCCGACAAGCCGUUCGAGUGCAGCGCGUGUGGCCGGCGCUUCAGCAAGCGCAUGCACCUGCGCGUGCACUUCUCGGCAAUGCACAAAGUGGUGGUGGCGGCACCGGAACAGGGGGCUGUGGCGGCAGCGGCGGAAGGCUCCGGCGUCGGUGCAGCGCUGGGAGGACACGGAAGAAAUGGUCACCUGGUGGUGUCGGGUUAUGGGCACAGGGCGCUGUAAUACAACGAAGUCACCGAUCAGCCCAUACAGGUAGUCCUCUAGUUACGACGACCCCAUCGUAAGUCAACAAUAUCGUAAGUCGAAGAUGGCCUAGCCUACCCAGGAGUCUUAAAGAAUGGUGAUAAUUUAGCAAAACAGCAAUUUACAGUACCGUACUGUAUAAACUAUAUUUAUUAAUUACAAUACUGCAUUGCACAGUAAAAUGUAAAGUAAAAAAACAAGGUAAAUUCUUAGCCUACCUAUAUGAACUGAAAUUUAAUAGAAAGGCGGGAGAUGCGGACAUCCCGGCAGCGUCCCAACGUACAGUAUCGUACCUCGUACGCUGCUGCGUUUACCUGCCGCGCGAAAUUAAAAAUAUUUGACAAUUUUGUCGUAUCGCCAUCGUAAGAUCGAAAUAUCUUAAGUCGGACCAUCGUAACUCGGAGACUAUCCGUAUAUGGUUGUGAAACCUUAAUAGAGAUAUAUUGUAUCGAUGCUCAUCGUCGAUCCGAGAGCCAAGUUAGAGUAUCGAGUUAUUGAGGGUUAAUCACCGAGUUGAUUCAUUGGCAAGUGAUCCAUGGAUCGAGUAAUCCCAUCGGUGAGGAUAGCGUCAUGUGAAAUGCCCUUUUUUUGAUUAGCUAAUAUUCGGCGGCAUCGAAUGACAAGCACGAUGCUUUUGUUGUUUCAAGACCGACAUGUUUAAAUACAAGUCAAUCAUGAAUACAUUUGUGUUCCUGCCAUUCUCAUAGCACAAAGGCUAUCUCAAAGGAGCAAUGCAUCUACGUACAUACUGCUGUCACACCGUACAAAGCCAACAGUGCUAAUCGGAGGUGCGGGGUGAAGGAGGUUACAUGGGAGUAGUCUGCACUUUAAGGGACAGCAGGACACCUCUGCAUGGGAGGUGCUGUGUAAUGAUUAAGUGACGACAACGUUGCUGUGCGAGAUUUAAGUAAUUUGCAGGUAACUUGAAAAAUGUGGGCCUUGGUCAACUCUUUCGAUUGUUGCAGGAAAUUUUAACGGCCACUGAAGCCGAGGGUGGGUCAUUUUGGUUAACGCACAACUGCGUUCUUAACCAUGGCAACUGCUAGACUCUUGACCACAAACCUUUGAAACUAGCAAUAAAUGUGCCACCAAUCUGUAACAUUAAAUAAUGUAACAUGCCCUGCCAAGUGUGUGCAUGUAUUUAAUAAGGCCCUGUUGACA
Messenger RNA from Lethenteron reissneri (Far Eastern brook lamprey), 3187 nucleotides. RefSeq names its product zinc finger protein 316-like. The record is from RefSeq and is a predicted model, not a curated record. Gene Ontology annotation, biological process: regulation of transcription by RNA polymerase II. Gene Ontology annotation, molecular function: RNA polymerase II cis-regulatory region sequence-specific DNA binding; DNA-binding transcription factor activity, RNA polymerase II-specific. NCBI's taxonomy places the organism in Eukaryota, Metazoa, Chordata, Hyperoartia, Petromyzontiformes, Petromyzontidae.